AUGUCUUUCUUCCUGAAGAGCAUGGUCAGCAGCCAGGUGAAGAACCUGGGCCUGGGCGGGGAGGAGAAGACUGAGGACGCCGCCCCGGCAGACCCCGCAGCGGCUGCCGGGAUGACCCGCGAGGAGUACGAGGAGUACCAGAAGCAGCUGGUGGAGGAGAAGAUGCAAAGAGAUGCUGACUUCUUGCAUAAGAAAGCGGAGAGGGCGACUCUGAGGACCUGUUUACGAGAUAAAUACAGGCUACCGAAGAGCGAGCAGGACGAGAACAUGAUCCAGAUGGCCGGGGACGACGUGGACGUGCCCGAGGAGCUGCUGAAGAUGGUGGACGAGGACGCCACGGAGGAGGAGGAGAAGGACUCCCUUUUCGGCCAGAUCCAGAACCUCCAGAACAUGGACAUGGACCAGAUCAAGGAGAAGGCGCAGGCCACCAUGACCGAGAUGAAGACCAAGGCCGAGGAGAAGUGCUCCGUGAUGUAA
Molecule: messenger RNA, 477 nt
Organism: Conger conger (European conger)
Lineage: Eukaryota; Metazoa; Chordata; Actinopteri; Anguilliformes; Congridae
Gene: cplx4a
Product: complexin 4a
Exons: 3
Coding region: 1-477 (158 amino acids)
Biological process (GO): regulation of neurotransmitter secretion; synaptic vesicle exocytosis; neurotransmitter transport
Cellular component (GO): SNARE complex; terminal bouton
Molecular function (GO): syntaxin binding
Source: RefSeq, a predicted model, not a curated record